AUGCGUAAUUAACCUAGUAGAAAAUGAACCAGUUGGCUUGACUCAACACCGGUUGUGGCGGGUAUCCAAAUUCUAAACCGAUAGAAUGCAGCAUCCCGUUGUGGUGGCCACCAAAUUCCAUUGCACAAAAUCUGUCGUCGACAGCACCGCCGUCCGUAAGCAGAGCGCCACCUUCUCCCGCAGCCACCACGAGCACUUCAAAACCUCAUUCCAAUUAGCUUGCAACUAUCGCAACCCAGAUAAUAAUUUGGUCUAUCCAAUCACUUCCCCCAUUUCUACAAGAUGGAAUUACAGAAAAUGCAUCAGUGUUUCUUGGAGAUGGGUUUCUCAGAUCAUCUCUUUUUAUUUGUUGUUUCUCAAUGUUGUUGCUGAUGCUGUGGCAUUUGAUAAUCCAUCUCCUUCUUUUAUGUAUGGUUGUGAAGAUGUUAGCAAUUAUUAUGACAGUGUGGAGAAUUUAGAGGGCAAAUCGCUGAAGAAAAAAUUGAAUUCCAUUAUUUCCAGGCACCAAUCUUUAUCCUACAGAGAGGUGUGGAAUGCUCUCAAGAUUCUUGAUGCUUCGGAUGUUGAUAACCCAGAAGCUUCGUUGGGAAUAGUUGAAGUUUACUCCUUGAGGGUUGUACCCAAGUCUUUAGCUGGGAAACCCGAAGGAUGGAAUAGGGAGCAUCUAUGGCCUCGUUCUUAUGGGUUAAAAGAUGGUGCGUCUUUGACAGAUAUACACAACAUUCGCCCAGCAGAUGUGAAUGUCAAUGCAUCCAGGGGGAACAAAUACUAUGGAGAAUGCACGGAUAACUCAGCUAAAUGUUUGAAGCCAGCAAACAAAGAAGCCGCUUUGGACACGGAAACUGACAAGGACAGAUGGGCACCACCUAAACAGCAUAGAGGAGAUGUUGCUAGGGCACUGAUGUACAUGGCGGUGUGUUAUGGGUUUCAUCAACCAGGUGGAGGCCCAGCUCUUCGCCUUUCAGAUUCUCCAAAAAUUUCAACCGGUGAGAUGGGGCUGCUUUCUACAUUGUUAAAGUGGAAUGAUAUUGAUCCACCUUCAAGAGAAGAGAAGUUGAGAAAUGAAAGAGUAUGCAAGUUUUAUCAACACAAUAGAAAUCCUUUUGUUGAUCAUCCAGAAUAUGCCCGUCUCAUAUGGAGAAAACAUUUUAUCCAUCGUCUUCCAAGCAGUCAUGAAAUUCACAACAAAAGGGCAGUUCGGAACAAGGAAACACGAGCAAACAAAUCCUCAGUUAACAGGGUUCAAGCCUUCAAGGAACGACAUGGCAGAAUCGUUAUGAAGGGAUGAAAACAUUUUCCAAGUUCAUAAAACCUUGAUUUAGUGGUGGGAGGUAGCCAUGAAGGUUUUUCGCACACCAUGACAUGGCAACACACCUAUCAUACUAUCAUUUCACUGGAAGUUUGAGUUAAAUCCGUUCGUAUUGUUAAGGCCGUCUUACAAUUGUCAUUGCAUUUUUAUUUAUUUGUUUUGCAGAUUGAUAUUAAUUCUUUUGCACUUGACAUCUGUGUAUCUAUAAAAAAAUGUGAAUACAGAUUUUCGUGUAAAUUACUAUGUGUAUAUAUAUUUACAUAGAUCCUCCUAGUCCCUUGCAGCUUGUCA
Molecule: messenger RNA, 1600 nt
Organism: Pyrus x bretschneideri (Chinese white pear)
Lineage: Eukaryota; Viridiplantae; Streptophyta; Magnoliopsida; Rosales; Rosaceae
Product: extracellular ribonuclease
Exons: 9
Coding region: 86-1288 (400 amino acids)
Molecular function (GO): nuclease activity
Source: RefSeq, a predicted model, not a curated record